AUGGGUACAGAUGAUGAAGCUCAUAUUGAUGCUCAUGUUACAAGGGAAGCCUGUGAAGCCCCCCCUGCCGCCUCCCCCCUUCCUUUCCGCGCGCCCUUUGGGGAGUUCAGGCUCUUGCGCGGGGCGCUGGGGGAAGCAGGGGGCGCUCUGGAGGGGGAUUGGGGGAGGGUUGGCGCAGAAGGGGGAGAGGAAGGCGGGUGGGAGGAGGGAGCGGUGGUGGAGGGGGUGGUGGUGGGGGAGACGGUGACGGGGCGGCCAUUGGUGUCGGUGCGCGUGCGAGCCAUGGACAUUGCUUGGGAGCGAUGCCGCCAGGUGGGAGAGAUGAUACCAGGAGCCCUGCAGAUGAGGCGAGAGGGCGAGCCCAUCCGCGUCACCAUCGCCGCCUGCAACGCCGGCGGCCUUGAGGCGCGCCUUGAGGGUCUGAGGGCGUUCUUACCGCUGCCCUAUCUGCUCAACAACCCAGACGGCACCCGCCCUGACCUGCACUACCUCGUGGGGCGGCGCCUGUGGGUGAUGCUGGAGGAGGUGGAGCAACGGGCAAGCCGCCUCAUUCUCAGUGAAGUGGCCGCCAUGGAGUACGAGGUGGCGCGCUCACUGCAGCGGGGGCGGGUGGUGCAGGGCAAGGUGUGUCGCAUCACCCCACACGGCGUCAUGGUGCUCAUCGACCACAUUGCCAAGCGUGCACUACUGCACGUGUCCAACAUCUCGCGCGUGCGGGUGCCGGCAGCAGAAGACGUGUUCAGCCUGGGCGAGCCCCUCACGGCCCUCGUCAUUCGCAAUGACACCAGAGGUGUCGCCCUCAGGUCCGCUCUGCUCUUUGCUGCUCUGCUGCCCUGCAUUCCACUCUCUCGCUCGCUCAUAUCUCGGCCCUCUUUGCUGCUCCCCUGUGCUCCCCUCUCUCCUCUCUCCCCCCUUUCUCCUCUCUCCUCCACUCACCUCCCCUCUCCUCCCCUCUCCUCCCCUCUCCUCCCCUCUCCUCCCCUCUCCUCCCCCUCCUCCUCCAUUCUCCUCCACUCUCUCCUCCCUCCCCAUGCCUCAUCUCUCUCCCAUCCCUCCCCUACCUCCCAUCUCCCUUCUCUCCCCUCCCUCCCAUCUCCCGCCUCGCUCCCCUCUCUCCCACUGAUCCCUCCGUCCCGCGGCACCACGGCAGCACGAGGGAGUUAG
This is a messenger RNA of Closterium sp. Naga37s-1, 1164 nucleotides long. NCBI's taxonomy places the organism in Eukaryota, Viridiplantae, Streptophyta, Zygnematophyceae, Desmidiales, Closteriaceae. The record is from the annotation of a GenBank genome assembly.